AUGGCAGAAAUAAUAGAAUUCAAGGAAUGUGUGACAAAAUGUACAUUGCAAGAUAUGAAAUCUUCAGGGGCAUUUUAUACAUGGAAUAAUAAGCAGGGAAGUGCAGAUAGAGUAUAUAGCAGGAUUGAUAGGGUGCUGAUCAAUAAUGACUGGAUAUUAGCAACGCCAGAUUCAGAGGUAUUCUACAGGAAUGAAGGGACCUUUGAUCACUGCCCUGCAAUAAUCAGAUGGGCUGAAGAUCAAAAGAAGCAACACAUAUUCAGAUACUUUAAUAUGUGGAGCAUUGCACCAAAAUAUAAGGAGACAGGAAAACUACAGCAGCUGAACAAGCAGAAAUUCAGUCAAAUAGAGAAGAAAGCUGACCAAGCAUAUGAGGAACUACUGCAAUGUCAACAAAGGUUGCAGCAAACACCUCUGAAUCUGAAACUACAGAAGGAAGAAGCAAGACUAAUCAGGAAAACAAAAAGAUUGAAGGAGGCAAAACAUCAAUUUUUGAGACAGAAAAGCAAAGUGCAAUGGCUGGAACAAGGGGACCUAAAUACCAAAUAUUUUCACAGCAUGAUGAAAGCAAGAAGGAAUAUGAACAGGGUGUUCUCUAUUACAGAUGCAGAAGGAAUUUAUAGAACUGAAGUGGAUGAAAUUGCUAAAGCCUUUACUGUUUUUUAUACAAAUCUGUUGGGCACCAGCAAUAGGCAAAUGGAACAUGUCAAUAGCAGACUGAUACAACAAGGGCCAAUAGUUACAGAAAGACAAAGAAGCAUGUUAGAGGAAGAAUUUACAGAAAAGGAGGUAAAAACAGCUUUGUGGGCAAUCAAUUGA
Nicotiana attenuata is the source of this 819-nucleotide messenger RNA. RefSeq lists its product as uncharacterized. The transcript is spliced from 2 exons. The coding region runs from base 1 to 819 and encodes 272 amino acids. The record is from RefSeq and is a predicted model, not a curated record. NCBI's taxonomy places the organism in Eukaryota, Viridiplantae, Streptophyta, Magnoliopsida, Solanales, Solanaceae.